GGAAAACAUGUCUCACCCGAAACCUGGUGAGGCAGGACGGGCGCGCCUCGGGAGGAGGCCCAAGGCUGACUCGCUCCUGUGGAACAUCACCCACCUCCUCCUGGGCACCGAAGGCUUCUCAUGACCACUGGCUACCUCCCACCCCGCCCCAGGGCCUCAUGGGAGGUGGUGUUCCCUGUGCCACCUUCUGCAGGGGUGAAAAGGAUCAGGCAAGACCCCCAAGGCCUGAAGGCCCUUUCUUGUCCUGCCAGAGGAGGGCAGAGGCCCAGUAAGGAGGGCAUGUCUCCUGGAAAGAGGCACUUGCAAGAAAUAAGAAUGUCUAAGCCCCUGGAGGCCGAGAAGCAAGGUCUGGACUCCCCGGCAGAGCACACAGACACUGAAAGAAAUGGACCAGACACUAACCAUCAGAACCCCCAGAAUAAGACCUCCCCGUUCUCCGUGUCCCCAACUGGCCCCGGCACCAAGAUCAAGGCUGAAGACCCCAGUGGCGACUCAGCCCCAGCAGCACCCCCGCCCCCACAGCCGGCUCAGCCGCAUCUGCCCCAGGCCCAACUCAUGCUGACAGGCAGCCAGCUAGCUGGGCUCACGGCACUGAUGCCGGCCCAGCAGCAGCUCCUCCUGCAGCAAGCCCAGGCCCAGCUCCUGGCCGCCGCCGUGCAGCAGUCCAGUGCCGCAGCAGCCGCCGCCGCCGCCUCCUCCACCUCCUCCUCCUCUUCCUCCUCCUCCUCCUCUGCCUCCUCCUCGACCUCGCAGCCCCCUGCCUCCUCUGGGGGAGGCGACCUGCCGCCACCACAGCCUGCCAGCCAGCCCCCCGGGACCCCACAGCUCACCCUGUCCCAGCCCAUCCAGCUCACAGCACAGGACAUACAGCAGCUCCUCCAGCUCCAGCAGCUAGUGCUUGUGCCGGGUCACCACCUCCAGCCGCCCGCUCAGUUCCUGCUGCCACAGGCCCAGCAGAGUCAGCCAGGCCUGCUACCGACGCCAAAUCUCUUCCAGCUACCUCAGCAAACCCAGGGAGCUCUUCUGACCUCCCAGCCCCGGGCCGGGCUGCCCACACAGGCCGUGACCCGCCCCACGCUGCCCGACCCGCACCUCUCGCACCCGCAGCCCCCCAAAUGCUUGGAGCCACCAUCCCACCCCGAGGAGCCCAGUGACCUGGAGGAGCUGGAGCAGUUCGCCCGCACCUUCAAGCAACGCCGCAUCAAGCUGGGCUUCACGCAGGGUGACGUGGGCCUGGCCAUGGGCAAGCUCUACGGCAACGACUUCAGCCAGACGACCAUCUCCCGUUUCGAGGCCCUCAACCUGAGCUUCAAGAACAUGUGCAAACUCAAGCCUCUCCUGGAGAAGUGGCUCAACGACGCAGAGACUAUGUCUGUGGACUCAAGUCUGCCCAGCCCCAACCAGCUGAGCAGCCCCAGCCUGGGUUUCGACGGGCUCCCUGGCCGGAGACGCAAGAAGAGGACCAGCAUUGAGACAAACGUCCGCUUCGCCUUAGAAAAGAGUUUUCUAGCGAACCAGAAGCCUACCUCAGAGGAGAUCCUGCUGAUCGCGGAGCAGCUGCACAUGGAGAAGGAAGUCAUCCGCGUCUGGUUCUGCAACCGGCGCCAGAAGGAAAAACGCAUCAACCCCUGCAGCGCAGCCCCCAUGUUGCCCAGCCCGGGGAAGCCGGCCAGCUACAGCCCCCAUCUGGUCACACCCCAAGGGGGCGCCGGGACCUUGCCAUUGUCCCAAGCUUCCAGCAGUCUGAGCACAACAGUUACUACCUUAUCCUCAGCUGUGGGGACGCUCCACCCCAGCCGGACAGCCGGAGGGGGUGGGGGCGGGGGCGGGGCCGCGCCCCCCCUCAAUUCCAUCCCCUCUGUCACUCCCCCACCCCCGGCCACCACCAACAGCACAAAUCCCAGCCCUCAAGGCAGCCACUCGGCUAUCGGGUUGUCGGGCCUGAACCCCAGCACGGGAAGCACAAUGGUGGGGUUGAGCUCCGGGCUGAGUCCAGCCCUCAUGAGCAACAACCCUUUGGCCACUAUCCAAGCCCUGGCCUCUGGUGGAACCCUGCCCCUUACCAGCCUUGACGGCAGUGGGAACCUGGUGCUGGGGGCGGCCGGCGCGGCCCCGGGGAGCCCCGGCCUGGUGACCUCGCCGCUCUUCUUGAACCACGCUGGGCUGCCCCUGCUCAGCGCCCCGCCUGGCGUGGGCCUGGUCUCGGCAGCGGCUGCGGCAGUGGCGGCCUCCAUCUCCAGCAAGUCUCCGGGCCUCUCCUCGUCCUCCUCCUCGUCCUCCUCCUCGUCCUCCACCUGCAGUGAGGCGGCAGCACAGACCCCUGGAGGCUCCGGGGGGCCCGAGGCAGGGUCCAAGCCCGAGUGAGGGCCCACCUUGCCUCCCCUCCUACUCCUCUGACCCCCACCUCGGCCCCCCACCGCCUGGGAAGAGGGCGAGGAGGCCAGCGGUGGUGGCGCAGAGGGUCCUCGGAGCAGGAGUGACAAGGGAGAAAAGACCAAAAAAAGAAAAAACCAACAAAAAACAAAAAAACCCAACUAACCAAAAAAACCAAACCAAAA
Suricata suricatta (meerkat) is the source of this 2558-nucleotide messenger RNA. RefSeq names its product POU class 2 homeobox 2 (gene POU2F2). The record is from RefSeq and is a predicted model, not a curated record. Lineage: Eukaryota; Metazoa; Chordata; Mammalia; Carnivora; Herpestidae. The transcript is spliced from 16 exons. Gene Ontology annotation, biological process: regulation of transcription by RNA polymerase II. Gene Ontology annotation, cellular component: nucleus. Gene Ontology annotation, molecular function: RNA polymerase II cis-regulatory region sequence-specific DNA binding; DNA-binding transcription factor activity, RNA polymerase II-specific. The coding region runs from base 121 to 2364 and encodes 747 amino acids.